CACCACCUACGACGGCUGCGAAACACACAGCUGAUACGUGCUUGUCGUGCAUGACUUAACUAUAAAACCACGUAACGUAAUGAGCACAAAAUGUUAUUUUGUUUUGUAAGCUAAAGUGAUACAAGUGUGUCUGAAAUUCAACCAUACAGUUCCUAGUCUCUUCAGCUAGUUGCUGAAUAAAUUUAUUCGACAAAAAUGGGAAAUAGAUCAAGUUUGCUUCUACGAGAAGAAGAAAUAGCACAAAUAGAAGAAGCCACUGGCUUUACACCAAAUCAGAUCGAACGUCUGUACAGUCGUUUCACGAGCUUAGACAGAGGAGAUUGUGGUACACUUAGUCGCGAGGACUUUUUGAGAAUUCCUGAAUUGGCUAUCAAUCCAUUGGGAGACAGAAUUGUUAACGCUUUUUUCGAAGAGAGUAACAGUGAUAGAGUCAACUUUCUCCAAUUCAUGCAAGUUCUCGCCCGUUUCAGACCUAUCAAAAAAAAUGGCAUGAAUAUUUUAAAUUCUCGCGAAGAGAAAUUGCGUUUUGCAUUUAAGAUGUAUGAUCUAGACAAUGAUGACUUAAUUUCCAAAGAAGAACUCUUAGCAAUUUUACAAAUGAUGGUUGGUGCAAACAUAAGCGAGGAACAGUUGUCUAGUAUUGCAGAACGUACACUUUCAGAAGCUGAUGAAGAUGGAGAUAACAUGAUCAACUUUGAAGAAUUUUGUAAAGCAUUGGAGAGAACUGAUGUAGAACAAAAAAUGUCUAUAAGAUUUCUUAGUUAGUUUCUCUUCAAAUUCUGGAUAUUUGUUUAAAUGUUUUCUUAUGUAUAUUUAUUUUUUUUUAAUUGACACCGAAAUUUUGCAUGGCAAAUAAAUGUAUUUAAUAGGUA
Trichogramma pretiosum is the source of this 872-nucleotide messenger RNA. It is a transcript of the gene elm, whose product is annotated as calcineurin B homologous protein 1. Bases 196 to 765 code for a protein of 189 amino acids. Lineage: Eukaryota; Metazoa; Arthropoda; Insecta; Hymenoptera; Trichogrammatidae. The transcript is spliced from 4 exons. The record is from RefSeq and is a predicted model, not a curated record. Gene Ontology annotation, molecular function: calcium ion binding.